Messenger RNA from Talpa occidentalis (Iberian mole), 4445 nucleotides. It is a transcript of the gene CDC14B, whose product is annotated as cell division cycle 14B. Gene Ontology annotation, biological process: protein dephosphorylation; regulation of exit from mitosis; microtubule cytoskeleton organization. Gene Ontology annotation, cellular component: centrosome; spindle pole; nucleolus. Bases 1 to 1527 code for a protein of 508 amino acids. The transcript has 14 exons. NCBI's taxonomy places the organism in Eukaryota, Metazoa, Chordata, Mammalia, Eulipotyphla, Talpidae. The record is from RefSeq and is a predicted model, not a curated record. Gene Ontology annotation, molecular function: protein tyrosine/serine/threonine phosphatase activity; protein serine/threonine phosphatase activity.
AUGAAGCGGAAGAGCGAGCGGCGGCAGAGCUGGGCCGCCGCGCCCCCCACCUCGCGGCGCGGCUCGUCGACCUCGCGGAGCGUGAAGAAGAGCCGCAGCUCUGCGUCGCAGGACCUGCGCGGUCUGGAGCAGGAUGGCCUGUACCUGGACAUCACCGAUCGCCUUUGUUUUGCCAUUCUCUACAGCAGACCAAAGAGUUCAUCAAAUAUACAUUAUUUCAGCAUAGAUAAUGAACUUGAAUAUGAGAGCUUCUACGCAGAUUUUGGACCACUCAAUCUGGCAAUGGUUUACAGAUAUUGUUGCAAGAUAAAUAAGAAAUUGAAGACAGUUACAAUGAUAAGGAAGAAAAUAAUUCAUUUUACUGGCCCUGAUCAGAGGAAACAAGCAAAUGCUGCUUUCCUUGUGGGAUGUUAUAUGGUCAUAUAUUUGGGGAGAACUCCAGAAGACGCAUAUAGAAUACUAAUGUUUGGAGAUACAUCCUAUAUUCCUUUCAGAGAUGCUGCCUAUGGGAGCUGCAAUUUCUACAUUACACUUCUUGACUGUUUUCAUGCAGUAAAGAAGGCAAUGUUAUAUGGCUUCCUUAAUUUCAACUCAUUUAAUCUUGAUGAAUAUGAAUACUAUGAGAAAGCAGAAAAUGGAGAUUUUAACUGGAUAAUACCAGAUCUAUUCAUUGCCUUCUGUGGGCCUCACUCAAGAACCAAACUUGAAAGCGGUUACCACCAACAUUCUCCUGAGACUUAUAUUUCAUAUUUUAAGAGCCACAACGUUACUACCGUUAUUCGUCUGAAUAAAAGGAUGUAUGAUGCCAAACGCUUUACGAAUGCUGGUUUCGAUCACUAUGACCUUUUCUUUGCGGAUGGCAGCACCCCUAGUGAUGCCAUAGUCAGAGAAUUUCUGAAUAUUUGUGAAAAUGCCGAGGGUGCUAUUGCAGUACAUUGUAAAGCUGGUCUUGGACGAACAGGAACUCUGAUAGCCUGCUACAUGAUGAAGCAUUACAGGAUGUCAGCAGCUGAGACCAUUGCUUGGGUCAGAAUCUGUAGACCUGGCUCAGUGAUUGGGCCUCAGCAACAAUUUUUGGUUAUGAAAGAGGCAAGCCUCUGGUUGGAAGGUGACUAUUUCCGUCAAAAGUUAAGGAGUCAGAAGAAUGGAAAACACAGAGCAGCUGUCACAAAACUCCUCCUGGCUGUUGAUGACAUUUCCAUUAAUGGGAUCGAAAACCAGGACAAGCACGAAACUGAACUGUACAGUGAUGACGACGAAAUCAAUGGAGUGACUCAAGGUGAUAGACUUCGGGCUCUGAAAAGCAGAAGACAGUCAAAAACAAACGCUAUUCCCCUCACAGUAAUUCUUCAGUCCAGUGUUCAGAGCUGUAAAACAUCUGAACCUAACAUUUCUGGCAGUACAGGCAUUACUAAAAGAACCACCAGGUCUGCUUCAAGAAAAAGCAGUUUUAAAAGGAGACCAGGAAUGGUAGCUGUAGAAGACUCAGGAAGAGAAACUGGCUUCAGAGAUGGAAGAUUGUUGUAAAUGUCUCCUUUUGUGAAUGCCCAAACUGCCCACAAUUUGGUUGCCUGGUCAUACAGAUUAAAAUCCUAUUACUUUCCUUGCAUUGAAAAAAAUCACACUGUGGGUAUUUUCCCUUAAAAGGAGUGAUAUCCUAAUAAUGGUAGCUUUUGUUUUUAAAGUUAUGGCUUUGGUAGCCUGUGACAUUGAGAUUUUUUUUUUUUUUUCGUCAUGUGAUCUGCCUGAGGUCAUUCACAGGUACUCUUUGUUUUCAAUGCCAGUUAUUCACAUCUGGAUUUCAGUUGUUUGUAAAUAAGAAACUCACUGUUGCCUUUGGUUAGGGAAUACAACUAAUAACCUUUGCAGAGUGCCUUCUCCCCUCAACCCUACAGAACCGUAGCAGAGACUGAUAUAAAGCAAUUGCAAAAAAAAUUUAUUUGCUGCUAAGAAAAAAAAAAAAUGGGGCCCAAAAUAAAAGAAUAUUUUGCAGUCCCCUUGAUUACUUCCAUAGUAAGAAGUGUAUUUCUGCCUAUCCUAGUUUGGAGAAUGUGGGGAUAUAAUAUGUGAAAGGCAACACGAGAAAAGCAAAUGCCUUCACAUUACAAGACGGUAGGCAAUUCCAUUAAAAAAAAAAAAGAAGAAAAACUGCCUUUUUAGUAAAACUAUGAAGCAUAAGAAGUGGUUGGGAUAGAUUAAAGUUGUUAGUCCAAAAAGUAAUUGGAAGGCCAUGACUCCAUUUUGGAAUUGACUCUCUUGGGGUAGAUUGUGAGGUUGACUGGCUUUGAGGGGAGAUGGGAGAUGCCAAACAAAUAGCUCUUCCCCACCAGGCACCACCACGGAGGUUGGGUCAGAGUAGCUGUUAAGCAGUGGGGACUGGAUAUCAGAAAAAACAGUGGUUUUCUAUUCCUGGAGGCGAAUAGACGUAAAGACCCACUGGCUGAGUGAAGAGUGCGCUUCCGUAUGCUUUGGGUGAGGAGAAACAUUCCAAUUACUGUGUGCUGGGAGACAAUACGAAAUAUUCAAACUGUGCCCAGGCAUAAAACAUUGAAUUCUCAGGGCAACUCUUCUUCCUGUUACACUUUUAAGGCCAUCUCCUGUGUUAAUAAUCCAGGUAAUUGUGAAAAUCAAACUUCCAUCUGAACUUUUUUGAUUUGACUUUUUAUUAGGUCAGAAGGAAUAACAUGUGCUGCCUCCCUCCCAGUGAACAAGCCAUUUAAUUUCUUGGCCAAGAGUGAAAAAUUUGGGCUUCACUGUUAACCACUACAUUUUAUUUUACAAAUGCCUUUUUGUGUUGGCUGCUCACGUUUCCAGCUAGAAUUGCUAUCACUGUGGCUCUUUCUAAAAAUCCUUGUAUUUAACAGGCUCACUGAAAUCAGUCAUAGGAAACUGAUGAAUUAUAAAGAAACAUUCCUUGGAAACUCACGAAGGACUUGGGAUAACACUUCAAAUGUAUCCCUAGCACAGUGCUUUACUUAUAUCUAGAAUCUAGGUAGUAAGGUAGUCCCUGGCCUUGACUGAUGGAACAUUCUUGCUGCUGUAAGAGUGGGUUUCCCGGGCCCCCAGUUGUAUGUGUCAAUAUGCCAAGAAUCUUCUGACAAUCUUAACUUUGAGUCUUUGCUAUGUAUUAGGAAACAGCAUGUCAGAUAGAAAGAAAGAUUCCGCUAACUACAGAGGCUAAAUAGCUUUGAAGGUAUACCAAGACAGCUUCCGUGGGAGUUAAAAUUCAAAAUGAAUAUUGAUUGUACACUUGAAGCUCUGGGGGGACUCAGAUUAUCAAGAGUCAGGGAUAGUUGGAAGGAAGUGGGUCCCUAGAAGUAGAGACAGACUUCUGUUUUGUAAUGCUGGAGAAAAAGUAGAAAUCUCUCACUGCAGGUGGACAGGAACUGGUCCUGAGCAGUGCCUCACUGAAGCAAGUAGCCUUACUUGCCCGAAGCUGCUUCCUAGUGACAUGCUGCUCCUCUGGUCUCCAAAAUUUUUCUGUCCUGAACUUGAUCCCCUUAGCUUGUACCCACCCACUUCCUUCCCUGCCUCCACCUAAGAGGGUUAUUUCUACCUCUUUUCUCAGGCCCAGACACAUUUUAGAGGCAUUUUUCAGUGUUUCAAGAGGUAAAUGCAUUUGCCCUUGGUCUCUGAUGCCCCGUGGUGCACCACAGGGACUGGCAGGCUUGCUAGGCCAGGCAGCUGUGCGGGGCUCAGGGGCUCGCCUUUGCUCGAAUCACUGGUCAUGACCAGUGAACAGUGUGCUCCUUUAAUGUUCCAAAAGUAGCCUUGCUGCUUCUCAUCAUACAGUUUAAAAAGUAAUUAUUAAAAAAAAAAAAGGUAAUUAUUGUAUUUUGGAAAGCACUACUCACCAAAAACAACUCUAGAAACUUAAUUCUUUAGUAUAUGUUUCCCACUGAAGCUGCCCCAACCAAGGCCAGUUGCUGCUCUUACAUGUCUCCCAGGCCCGAGUAUUCUCCAUGUUGCCAAAUGGAAAUACUACAGAUGUGUUUGAAAGACUGGACAACUCACCUGUACUGUGUAGGAAAUUACCUCCUUAAUUGCCCAGUAGAAUUAACUGUCAGCAGACUUGUUCAUCUGAUUAUAGUACUGCAGUUUUAUAUUAGUAAUUUGCAGAUUUAACCUGCACUCAUGUACAGAUUAUUAUGUUUUAAAAUGUAACUGAUUAACCAGUAUUUGAUCUAUUGUUGUCUUGAUUUUUUUAAUUAAAAUGUAUAUUUCUAAUCAUAUUUUAUAAAUCCGAGAGAACUGGUUGAAUGAACGUUUAUUUUCCUGAAGGUAUUUUUAAGAUAAAGCUUCCAUAAUGGCCUGUAAACUUGGCAUAUCUAUGUAGUUUGAUACAUACUGUUACAUUUGAAAAUCUGUGUAUUGUAACUGGUUUUCUAUAAAAUACUGACGAGUGAAAAUUGUAUGUUUAUCAUGUAAUUAAAAGUAUUAACCAA